Malaya genurostris is the source of this 3883-nucleotide messenger RNA. RefSeq names its product cryptochrome-1-like. Gene Ontology annotation, molecular function: FAD binding; DNA binding. NCBI's taxonomy places the organism in Eukaryota, Metazoa, Arthropoda, Insecta, Diptera, Culicidae. The transcript is spliced from 6 exons. Gene Ontology annotation, cellular component: nucleus; cytoplasm. The record is from RefSeq and is a predicted model, not a curated record. Bases 1183 to 3681 code for a protein of 832 amino acids. Gene Ontology annotation, biological process: negative regulation of DNA-templated transcription; circadian regulation of gene expression; entrainment of circadian clock by photoperiod.
UGGAGGCCAGUUCGGUGAAGCUUAUGGCUUGGCCGUGCCGGAGGCCGGAAUUCAGUCAGUCAGUCAGUCAAUCAGUCGGCAUUGGAAUGUGCUCACUGAAGGAGUUCCUUCUCAUUCGGUCGGCGAACGUUUUUUCUGUUUUACAUCAAAAGAGGAACUGCAAUCAUCAAAAGUGGUUAUCAUCAGCAAAAAAAAAUAUGCAGCAAAGUGCCGUCAACGCGAGGUGCUUUCCAAGUGUGAACAGAGGCUAGACUAGCUUAGUGUGUCGACUAGUCCACUAGCAAUCCCGCAAAUCAUCACUCCAGCCUACAGGGACAGAUCGUAAUCAUCGAUGCACUGGACUCGUGUUUGCAGUAACUGCAGUUCGGAAGUGCAGCUGUGUGAGAUAACCGAUGCCGGUUAUAGUGCAAUGAAACGUUUUGAAAACGGUUUAGUACUAGAAUAGUAGCAUUCUACGGAAGGUGUUUAGAACGUGCAACAAGUACUAAGUGUGGUCUCACCGAAAAACAAAAGUCCCGGAAAAGUGAAUUCGUUGCAGAAAAUAACCGCAUAUAUAUAUAUUGGUGCAAACGUCGAAUAGUUUUGUUCUACGUUGAAACAAUUCUUGUGUGUCAGUGCGAAACGAAUGACUUUCCGCAUACUGUGUUUACUGGUUACUAUAACGAUUUGUGACGAGGAUUACGCAACCAAUAAUACCGUGUUCUAGUGUGAACUUUGGCUCGAAAUUAUGGUGUCUAAAAAGUUUUGAAAUACCACGAAUUUAUGACCCGUUAAGAAACCAUUAUUAAAUACGUUAAUGUAUGUUUUUAUUGUAAAUUUGAUGUGUAAUGUGACAGAAAGAGCAUCAGCUGCAAAUCUUCACUUAACUAUAUGUAAAUUAAACGUUACCAAUAAAAACUGAACAGUGAAAAGGUUCCAAAUGGAUAAAAAAUAGUUACAACGUGAUCAAUCGGCAUCCUGUCAGCUCGGAAAGUAGUCAACUAUUCGACUAAUAGGACUAAUGUGUAUUGGCCUCCUGAAAAUUGUUGACCUUAUCGGAUUAGGUUGACAAUACAUAUACUUCUGGACAGCAGGCACCAUAAACAAGCACAAUGGGCAUGACAAAUCAGCAAAACCUGAACCGGCAAAUCUGGUGAAGCCGUAGUAAGCUCCGGAGGUAUUGGUCCACAGACAGCGACCAACAUGAAGCAUGAACCCGUGCAACAGCAGAAACAUACUGUCCACUGGUUUCGGAAAGGACUUCGCCUGCACGAUAAUCCUUCCUUGCGCGAGGGUCUCAAGAAUGCUACCACGUUUCGGUGUGUGUUCAUUAUUGACCCGUGGUUCGCCGGCAGCUCCAACGUGGGCAUCAACAAAUGGAGAUUUCUGCUGCAGUGUCUGGAGGACUUGGAUCGCAGCUUGCGCAAGCUCAACUCUCGGCUGUUCGUGAUACGCGGCCAGCCAGCGGACGCUCUCCCGAAGCUGUUCAAAGAAUGGGGUACCACGUGCUUAAGCUUCGAGAAGGACCCCGAACCGUUCGGAAAGGUACGCGAUCAUAGUAUUUCGGAAAUAUGCCGGGAGCUCGGCAUUGAAGUUAUUUCGGCCGUUUCACAUACGCUGUACGAACUUGAAGGAAUCAUCGAAAAGAACGGCGGCCGCUCUCCGCUAACCUACCAUCAGUUUCAGGCCAUCUUUGCAUCGAUGGAUGCCCCGCCCCAGCCGGAACAAACGAUCACACUGAACACGAUCGGAAACGGUACAACCCCGCAGAGUAACGAUCACGAUGAUAAGUUCGGAGUACCGACGCUCGAGGAACUGGGUUUCGAAACCGAGGGUCUUAAACCGUCCAUUUGGGUUGGUGGGGAAACGGAAGCUCUGGCCCGACUUGAACGUCACCUGGAACGUAAGGCUUGGGUAGCCUCGUUCGGGCGUCCCAAAAUGACACCACAAUCGUUAUUUGCAAGUCAAACGGGUCUGUCGCCCUACCUUCGUUUCGGUUGCCUGAGCACAAGACUGUUCUACUAUCAGCUGACAGAUCUAUACAAAAAGAUUAAAAAAGCCCGUCCGCCUCUGUCUCUGCACGGUCAGUUACUCUGGAGGGAAUUUUUCUACUGUGCGGCAACUAAAAAUCCCAAUUUUGAUAAAAUGAUCGGAAACCCGAUCUGCGUACAGAUCCCGUGGGAUCAGAACUCGGACGCACUGGCAAAGUGGGCUAGCGGUCAAACGGGCUUCCCCUGGAUUGAUUCCAUCAUGACGCAACUGCGGGAGGAAGGCUGGAUUCACCAUCUGGCACGUCACGCGGUUGCCUGUUUUCUAACACGAGGCGAUUUGUGGAUUUCCUGGGAGGAAGGGAUGAAGGUCUUUGAGGAACUUCUGCUGGAUGCGGAUUGGUCUGUGAACGCCGGAAUGUGGAUGUGGUUGUCCUGUUCAUCGUUCUUCCAGCAAUUUUUCCACUGCUACUGUCCGGUGAAGUUUGGCCGGAAAGCGGAUCCCAACGGAGACUACAUACGGCGGUACUUACCGGUGCUGAAGAACUAUCCAACACGCUACAUCCAUGAACCGUGGAACGCCCCGGAGAGUGUCCAACGGACGGCAAAGUGCAUCAUCGGGAAAGAUUAUCCCAUGCCGAUGGUAAAUCACGCGAUCGCCAGCCGGGCCAACAUGGAGCGGAUUAAGCAGGUCUAUCAGCAACUGGCCAAAUAUCGCAUUCUUAACAGUGACUACGGCGGCGAAUGUCCCGAAAAGGGUGGCUCUGAAAUAGCCGGUGUGAUGACCGCAGCCAAGGUGCAACACAUGAACGUUAGUAGUCUGAAUGAUAGCCCUAGCCCGAACACGAUCAUGGCCAAUGUGAACCGCUCCGGAAACUAUUUGUGUCGAAGCAAUCCGUCCGCACAAAGUGAUCCCAAUGCUAAAUUUAUUACCUACCACCCGAGUCAGCCCGGUUUGGAUCCGCCGCUGUCACUUCAACAGCAGAUCCCAGCUUAUUUCCAUACUCAGAAUCCCCAGCAGCAUCAACAUCAGCAUCAACAACAACAACAACACCGUUCGAACGAUCAGCAAACCCAAGAUGACCAAUACAAUCAUAAUUUGUCGCAACGAGGCUCCGCGUACAUCAUUAUCAAACCAGAAAACUCAAACGUAGGAGUUAGCAAUGACGAUUUGAUGAAUGCACAUUUCAGUACGCUGCGAGAUCAAAUAAAUACGAGUAUGAUCUCGCUGGGUUCCAGUACGAAGGCGGAAGAUAAAAACUUCGAAUUCGAGCGCAACCAGGAAAAUGUCUACAGCAGUCAGUUCAAAGUGGAAUACACGGAUAACUUCGAUUCCGGGUACGGCAUGAGAAAUGCAAAUUUCUACAACCGAGAUGGCGACGACGGUGCGGUCGACCAGUUCCAGCAACAAAACGAACAGUCAUCCCGGUUAAUUAAAAACUCACCGAUAGACAAUUAUCAGAAGGACCUCAGCGGUAAAGCCGAUGACUUUUUCGUUAAUGACUUUGGCACAGUAUCCAGCCUGCAAAUGAACCGCCAUCAUCACCCUAAUCAGCACCAGCAACGAAGUGCAAUUGCAGAUGACCAUCGCAGGCAGCAGCAACAGCAGCAGCAGCACCAGCAGCAACAACAACAACAGCAGCAGCAGCAACAACAACAAAUGCAACAGUCGCCACCUUUCAAUAGUGAUGAAAAUUUAACAACAGCUGAUUAGACUGUGGCCUACUUCGAUCGAAUGACAUACUAUGUAUGGUGCGACAUGAAAAAAAGAGAUAUUUGAUCAAGGAAAGUGAGUGCUCAUUUGAGCUUCGAUCAGGUUUGAAAGCUACUGGGCACUUGUGUACGAUAAAAUCAAAAUGAUAUUGGUAUGUUUGUAACGUGUUCGCUUGCAAGAAAUAUAACAUUUUUGAUAAUUA